AUGGCCACUGCCGCCGCCGCUCCAGCAUCUGUGGCGCCGUCCCUUGCACCCAAGGCCAACGACAGCAGGAAGGCGGUGGUGCCCGUGGACACGUCGGAGCUGGAGAAGCACGUGCUGGCGGUGGACGACAAAUCCGUGGACUGCGCCGCGAUCGCUAGGAUCCUGCGCGGCUCCAGGUAUAGGGUGACCGCCGUGGAGUCGGCGACGCGCGCGCUGGAGUUGCUCGUGAUGGGCCUGCUCCCCGACAUGAGCAUGAUCAUCACCGACUACUGGAUGCCUGGGAUGACCGGGUACGAGCUGCUCAAGCGCGUCAAGGAAUCGGCGGCGCUUAGGGGCAUCUACGUCGUCAUCAUGUCGUCUAUGACCAUCGCAGGCGAGCUCGGGACCAGAUCCACUGCGGGCAACUCGAGCGGAAGGGCCAUGGAGACGCCGCCGCCUUUCCAGAAGUUCAGCCACUGCGACGUCUGCCGCUGGAGCAAAUCCACCUAG
Messenger RNA from Zea mays, 489 nucleotides. Its product is annotated as two-component response regulator ORR6-like. Lineage: Eukaryota; Viridiplantae; Streptophyta; Magnoliopsida; Poales; Poaceae. The record is from RefSeq and is a predicted model, not a curated record. Gene Ontology annotation, biological process: phosphorelay signal transduction system; cytokinin-activated signaling pathway. The coding region runs from base 1 to 489 and encodes 162 amino acids. The transcript is spliced from 2 exons.